UCUAUUUUGUUCAGUUGAAAAUUGACAGUUCUUGAGAUAGUUCCCAAGUGGUAUCUUCCUGUGAACUCAAUUUGUGUUUAUCAUAAUUAUUAAUUUUAUUGAGUAAUAAAUAUGUCGUGACUUUCGGUAUAAGUGAAAAGAUUUUUCCACUUUUUAUAGCUACAAUACAUAAAAUUUUAUGUUAAUAAUUCAAAAUGGUAAAACGACUUACUGAAGAGAUGGUUAUCGCAAGAACGAAGAUAUCUGAUCUUGGAAAAAUUAAAAGACUGAAUUGCUGGGGAAGCGAAUUAUCUGACGUCAGUCUUUUGAGGAAAAUGCCAGCUGUUGAAGUGCUAUCUUUAAGUAUCAAUAAAAUUGACAGUUUAGCCGAUUUUCAAUGGUGCAAAAGAUUAGAAGAACUGUAUAUAAGGCAAAAUGAGAUUAACGACAUCAAUCAGGUGGUCUACUUGCAGAACUUACCGAAUCUCAAGAACCUAUGGCUGGGAGAAAACCCAUGUGCUAAAGUGGAUGGAUAUAGACUAGCAGUGCUCAGAGCCCUGCCUCAAAUACAAAAGUUGGACAACGUCCAAGUUACACCUGAAGAAUUGAAAGAAGCUCAGAAAAAGGGUAGGAAUCUAGUUCAUCCCGAAGAACAACCUGAGAGCGAAGGCGAGGAAUAUAUAGUACAGCAACAAAAUUAUUCAAAUAAUAGAUAUGUAGAUUAUCCAGAGCCACAAUAUAGUCCUACACAACGGAUAUCACCAAGACAAGAGGUUGAUUAUGAAAUAUAUGAAAGUGGAGAUUGCUAUACAAGGGAAGAAAAUUCAGAAGGCAGCCGAGAAUUCUCACCACCUAGAGAGGUGAGUCCUCCAAGACAAACUGUACGAAAUUAUUCUCCUGAAGGACCUCCAUUGAGAACAAGAAAUAGUUUUGAAAGAGAAUCUCCUAAACAGCAAUAUUAUAAUAAAUCUCCUCCUGUUAGUAACUCAUAUGAAGAAACUCCUUCACCUACUGAUAACUGCCAUAAAGAACAGAGAUUACUAACAAGUCAGUCAGCGAAUUGCAUUAAGGAAUAUAGCAAUGGAGAUAGAUGUAUGAAUGCAAAUACGUACAGGCAAACCGACACAAACUCUGAAGGCAAUGAAAGGAGAGAAAGAUAUGUGUGCUCAGCUACUACACAUAGACCACCUUUCAAUAGACGUCCUGUUACUAGGAAUUCAAAUAUCUUAUCUGCUGUAUUGUGCCUUGUGAAGGAACUUGAUUAUCCCAGUCUUGAGGUUGUAGAGAUGGCUGUUAGAUGCAGAAUGGAUGAAUUAGACGAAUGACACAAGACUGCCUCGCAAAGCGAUGAUUCCAUCCAAAAUAAUGAAUAGCUUUAACAAAUCAAUUAACUUAUUUUAUUCAUUUUCUUUGUAAUAAUUUCAUCAGAUAUAUUUGAAUCAGUUUUUAAGCAUUUUCAAAAUAAUUUUCAAUAACUCAAAAGACUGCUAGAAUUUGCUUGGGAUCAAUGUUCUCGAAUUUUUGCCACUGAAUUUUGUAUUGAUAUUUUAGGAAUAAUUGAUAAGAUUCGGAAGUGCAAUAUUAGAAAAAACAUUGAGAAAACUCAUUACUCGAUUAAGUCAUUUUUUCAACUCUGAAGUUUUUAUAGUCAAUAUUAAUAUGUAGUAGGUAUAAACCAUUUCCUAUCUUUGGAAAUGGUUGAAUUUUAUAUUUAUAUUGAACUAAUUCUUUGCAAAAUUAUAGAGGUUUAUGACAAGUUAAAUUUUCGAUUAAAAUAAUUGAUUGAUCUGAUUUUAAUAAGGCUGAUAUUCUCAUAAAUAUUGUAUCAAGAUAUCUCCAUUCGGAACGAAAAUAAAUAACUUUCAAGAGUACAGCUAUAUAACAUAAGUAUUUUGAACUGGAUUUAGAGUUCCUAAAUGAAAAAUAAGUGAAAAACACUUAAUAGAAUCUUGCCUUAUACCUACUUAUAUAAUUUUCUAACCAAUUUGAGGUACAAACUUAUAAAAGAAAAUUUCAUUUUGAAAGAAAAAUUCCUCAGAGUUGAUUGAAGGAGUGUUGUUUGAUCAUAUCAAUAUUCGUUAAUAAUUGAAUAAUAAUUAUUUCUAAUGGAUGACGUAUACACGGAUUAUUCAAAUAAAUUGAACAUAAAAUUAAAUUAAAACAAAUAGAACAUUCACAAUUUUCUUCAUUUUGAAAAGAAGAUAUAAGAAUAGCAGCCUUGGAUUUUCAGAUUAUUUUAAAUUUCAUUCUCGUUUUUGACCAUUUGUAAAUAUUCAUAACAAUUAAAAUUUGAAUUCAUAAAAAUGAAUUUGACUUUUUCAUUACUUAAUUUAUUAUAUUAUUCUUAGUAGUAUGACAUUACUUAAAACACAUUCUCCGCUCUGCGUCCUUUUACACGAGUAAGAGAGUCAAGGUAACAAUAUUACAAAAUAUCCUAAUUAACUCAACUCAAAGGCAAUAAUGAAAUAUUUUCAUUUAUCUUGGAUCAUAUGAUUUAUGAUCAAGCUAAAUUUAAAAUAACUUGCCUUGAAGUUUUAUUGUAGUGAAGAUCUUUGGUGAUAUUAAUUGUACUUUCAAGGAUAAUUCUGCAUAAAGAACUUAGUUUAAUUGGAUCAGAUAAUCGACAUAGAUUUCCAAUUCUUUUUUUAUUGUUAACAAUUGUUAUUUAUGUAAUGUUUCAUGUAUCAUUAAUACCAAAAAAAUGUAGUUAGUUUCAUUGAAAAACUAUUAGUAUGAUUGAUAUUUCCACCUUGUGCUUCAUUAUAUUUUCCAUGUUGCUUCAAGAGAUCAUAUUCGGAGCUCUUUUGAUUCGAAGAUGCCUACUAAAAAGAUUUGUGAAAAACAUUUAUUUUCUUAUUGACAUAAUUCACUCAAUAUUUCUUGUUUAGUUUCAAGAAAAUUUUUCAGACACACAUUAAUAAGUGAUGCACAAUAAAAUUUUGGUAGAAGAAUUGAAUUUCUGUUGUUGACAACAAUUAACUUAGAUUUAUAUCAAUCGAUGAUGAAAAUUUAUGAUUCACAAAUAAUUUAAACUUUGAUGAUCAGACUUUAUUUGUCUGUUAUUAUGGCUAGCUUGAAACGAUAGUAGGAAAUUUUUGAUUUUGAUAAAGUAUUUUUAUAUUGUUAUUUUAUGAAAUUAAUUACUGAAGUAAUUUAAUUGGUUUUCAAUGUCAAGAACACCAUUCCUUUUUACCCUGAGACUGUUGAUAUUUUAAAAAUAUAUUUUAUAAUCUAGUCUAUUAACUUGCCCUUUUUUUGUGCAAUGAAGAUUAACACUAUUUUUACCUAGUAUAUGAUUUAUUUUAUAACUUAAAUUGGAGAUCAUUUUAUUUGGUUUUGAAAAGCCUUUGCAGAUUUCAUAAAAUUGUUUGAAUUAUAUUUAAAGAUAUUGAUAAGUGAUAGGUACAUCAUUUCCAAAUGAUAAUGAACCUGUAAUAUACAGUAUCGGCAGUGUUUAUUACAAUGUCUAUAACAAACUUGGUGAAGGAUUCUCAAUAAAGUUAAAAUGAA
This is a messenger RNA of Harmonia axyridis, 3489 nucleotides long. Its product is annotated as cilia- and flagella-associated protein 410. Gene Ontology annotation, biological process: cytoskeleton organization. The record is from RefSeq and is a predicted model, not a curated record. The coding region runs from base 195 to 1304 and encodes 369 amino acids. NCBI's taxonomy places the organism in Eukaryota, Metazoa, Arthropoda, Insecta, Coleoptera, Coccinellidae. The transcript has 9 exons.